AUGGCCGAGCUCCCGGGCGCGGCUGCCACGGCCGAGGAAGCGCCACAGGCGAACAUGUCGGAGACGUCGGCGGGGGAGGACGCGGCCGCCGUGUUGCAGCCGCCGCCUCCACCGCAGGCGCAGCAGCAGGCGUCGGCGGGCGAGGCGCGGCGCAAGCAGCGGAAGCGGCGGCGCCACGAGGUCCAGAGCGCGUCGGCGUCCUUCUUCGAGCGGCUGGUGCAGCGGCUCAUCGAGCACCAGGAGGGCCUCCACCGCCAGUUCCUGGACGCCAUGGAGCGGCGCGAGCGGGAGCGCGCGGCGCGCGACGAGGCGUGGCGUCGGCAGGAGGCCGAGAAGUUCGCGCGCGAGGCCGCCGCGCGCGCGCAGGACCGCGCCAGCGCCGCCGCCCGGGAGCAGGCCAUCAUUGCGUACCUAGAGAAGCUUUCCGGCGAGGCCAUCGUCCUCCCGCCGCCGGCGCCCAUCCCCGCGCCCGCGUCAACGGACGACGCGACGAGCCAUGACGUGGGUGCGGGCAGGGAGCUCGUCCCCUACGACGGUGCCGACACGUCGCUGCCGCUGAUGAGCUCGUCGUCCCGGUGGCCGAAGCACGAGGUGGAGGCGCUGAUCCGGGUGCGGUCGGGGCUGGACGGCCGGUUCCAGGAGCCCGGGCUGAAGGGCCCGCUGUGGGAGGAGGUGAGCACGCGCAUGGCGGCGGCGGGGUACGGCGGCCGGAGCGCCAAGAGGUGCAAGGAGAAGUGGGAGAACAUCAACAAAUACUUCCGCAAGGCCAAGGAGAGCGGCAAGAAGAGGCCAGCGCACGCCAAGACCUGCCCCUACUUCGACGAGCUCGACCGCCUCUACUCGCGCACCACCGGCAAGCAAGGUAGCUCGGAGCUGCUCGACGCGGUGGUCAAGUACCCUGCCGACACCCACUACGGCCUGCCCCCAGGGUUCCCCAACGACGACGCUGGUGGCAGCAAUGUGGCUGGCAAGAACGACGGUGCUGCGCACCAGGACGGCGAGGACGACGAUGACAUGGGCAGGUCGACGUCGGGGAGAGGGCAGGAGGACGAAGUGGACCAGAGCCAUGGCCACGACGACGAUCAUUAGACCAAGGAGCUUAAGUUAAUUAGGAUGCCAUGAGAAAUUUUAGCUAGCUCUAUGGAUGGAAAUUUUCUUCCUUUUUGUUGUUAGCGCCGUUGCUUUGUUCUUAGCUAUGAUCCAUCACUUACUUGUUAGUACUACUACUACUGCUUAUAUAUG
Lolium rigidum is the source of this 1242-nucleotide messenger RNA. RefSeq names its product trihelix transcription factor DF1-like. Lineage: Eukaryota; Viridiplantae; Streptophyta; Magnoliopsida; Poales; Poaceae. Bases 1 to 1089 code for a protein of 362 amino acids. The record is from RefSeq and is a predicted model, not a curated record. The transcript is spliced from 2 exons.